CAAGUUUAAACAAGAAUCAUGGCCUCAAAAAGUUGCAAAACUUUUAGAACUCUUUAAUUCCAAAACAUCAAUAGGAAGGUAUGCUCCGAGAUUUGUUUCCCUUUAAACAUUCUUCAUUUAAAUUCUCCUAUGUUUCAACAGUCCACCCUUCACAUUCACAAUGUCUUCUUCCUACUUGAGGAGCACCAUUCAACAAAAUCUCACCCCUUUAUCUCUUAGAACUCUAUGCAAGUCUCUAGCUAUUUUAGUCCUAGUCUUGCUUUUGUUCUGCACUUACUCGUUUAACCCUCCUAAUUACCCACCUUCAGACCUCUUAUCAACCAUAAAUAAAAAAUGGCCAACCUCAAGCCCCAUUAUUAGUACUACUAAUUCUAUUAAAACCAAUAUUAGUCACAUUCUUUUUGGCAUAUGUGGUUCAAUGAAAGCAUGGAAGCACAGAAAAUCAUACAUUGAAGCAUGGUGGAGACCAAAUGUGACUAGGGGAUAUCUUUUCCUAGAUAGACCUCCUACUGAAGAGUUCCAACCUUGGCCUUCAACUUCGCCUCCUUUUCGCGUUAGCGAAGAUCUCACAAAAUUGAAAGUGUUUCCAAAAAUAUUGUGGCCGAUUCAAGUCAGACUUUUACGUACAAUCAUGGAAGCACUUAGACAAGGAGACAAAGAUUUGAGAUGGUAUGUAAAGGGUGAUGAUGAUACUGUAGUUAUGGUAGAUAAUUUAGUUGAGGUACUAGCAAAAUAUGACCAUACUAAACCCUACUAUAUUGGGUCCAAUUCAGAGGGUGUCAAGUCAAACUUUGAUUUCUCAUUUGAUAUGGCAUUUGGUGGAGGAGGGUAUGCUUUAAGUUACCCUCUAGCAGAAGCAUUGGCAACAAAGUUAGACGACUGUAUAGAGAGAUAUUCAUACAUUAAUAGCGAGGAUUUUUGGUUACACUCAUGUUUAGCUGAUUUAGGAGUUGCUCUAACUCACGACAAAGGGUUUCACCAGAUUGAUCUACACAAUGAUAUCUCAGGUCUUCUAUCGGCUCACCCUCAGACUCCUUUCCUCUCUCUACACCACAUUGACACCAUAGAUCCAAUCUUCCCCUCCAUGGACCGUUCUGAAUCCAUAAACCGCCUCAUGAUGGCCGCGAAAAUAGACCAAUCCCGCCUCCUUCAACAAACCAUAUGCUAUCACAGGCAAAGCAACUGGUCUGUCUCUAUCUCAUGGGGCUACUCAGCUUAUAUUUAUGAAAAUAUAAUCCCUCGGAGCAUUUUAUGGAGACCCCUUGAGACAUUUAGCCCAUGGAAGAGAAAUUCAAGGCCACCACUCUACAUGUUCAACACUAGGUGGCCUUCCAACAAUCCUUGUGAAGCUCCUCACUUGCUUUUCUUUGAUUCUAUAGAGCAUAUAGAAGGAGACCAAAUUGUUACAACGUAUGUUAGAGCAUGGCCUCGUGGUUUACCAACUUGUUCAUUUGCUGGUAAUCAUUCUGCUGAUCCCAUAACUAAAAUUAAAGUGUUUUCACCAGCAUCAACACGCAUGGAGGCAGGAGGAAGAGACUGUUGUGACAUUGUAUAUAGGGUUGGAGCAAAUGUAACGGAAGUCACAUAUAGGGCUUGCAUGAAGUAUGAAGUAAUAGCAUGAUUGUAACAUCAAAUGGGCUUCUUGUAUUAUUUCAUUAAAAAAAAAGUAGAAAUAGAUUUUUUGUAUUCAAUUAGAAAUAAGAAUAGACCUUUUAUAUUCAAUUAAUUGUUAAAGUCUCGUGACUUGUAACUCAACUAUUUGGUACAUUCCUAAAAGAGCUAGUAGUCAAGCAUAUCAACCAUUGGGGGAGAGAAAAGAGAGUAUAUUGUUGGGGGAAGAAAACUCAUUGAGUAGUUAAUAAAAGACACAACUUAACCCA
Molecule: messenger RNA, 1880 nt
Organism: Quercus robur (English oak)
Lineage: Eukaryota; Viridiplantae; Streptophyta; Magnoliopsida; Fagales; Fagaceae
Exons: 3
Coding region: 161-1621 (486 amino acids)
Molecular function (GO): acetylglucosaminyltransferase activity
Source: RefSeq, a predicted model, not a curated record